Messenger RNA from Cryptomeria japonica (Japanese cedar), 1823 nucleotides. RefSeq names its product probable disease resistance protein At1g61310. Bases 355 to 1776 code for a protein of 473 amino acids. The record is from RefSeq and is a predicted model, not a curated record. Gene Ontology annotation, biological process: defense response to fungus. Gene Ontology annotation, molecular function: ADP binding. Lineage: Eukaryota; Viridiplantae; Streptophyta; Pinopsida; Cupressales; Cupressaceae. The transcript has 2 exons.
ACGUGAUACGGUCAGUGAACUCACAAGAUUCGGACAACAGAGUCAAUUUUCUCCUCUACGGCACACAGAUUAAAGCAGGGCGUUUGAUUGGGGGAGUACUAUUCGUUUUCCAUAAUUUUCCAUGGCUACUUUUUCUCCUGCUCAUGUGUCAUCGCCUUGAUAAAACAAUUUGAAAGAAAGUUGCAUUGCCUCGUUCAUUCCAGGAAAUUCUACCAUAGCCACAGUAAAAUGUGCAUCGUGCAGGUAUAGAAUCGUAGAUAGUCAUACCAUAAAUUUUAUGGCCUGAAAGUACGCUAAGAUUUCAAUUCACUGCAUUAUGUUCUAAACCAGAGCCUGGGAAAGAGUCCGAUCGGCAUGGGUGACCCUGGAUUCGUCUCAGGACUGAUAGGUGUGGGGAUAACUGUAGCUUUGAAAGAGCUCAGCGAGUGUAUCAAGCUUGCUGUUUACUGCAAGAAAGAGCUUCAAAAACUUGAGGACUAUUUGAACAAUAUUGCCCCUCUCAACACGGCCAUCCAGAGAUAUCGGACGCGUCUGAAGCUCGGCCAAAUUGUUAGCCACGACACAGAAACGCUAAGGCCUCCGGCUGUGAACGAGUGGUUGAAAAAACUCAAUUCGCUUGUUAGACAGGCCACCGAGGUUGCGGAGCAGUGUUGCAUACGAUUACCGACUUAUAAUGUGAUUUCUCGCUACCGCAUGAGCUUGAGGAUAAGGGACAUCGUUGCAGGCAUUGAAAAGCAUCUGAAGCAGGCUGCUUUGAUUGGCAUAACGACCACGCUUGCAGGCAAUGAGGAGCUCGGGCGAGGUCUACAACGUAUUGAACUAAGACUGGAUGAUCUCGGCACUGCAGCCACUUCGUCGAAUUAUCCAACAGUAACACAGAGGUUGCAGCCAGUGAACGAACCCCUUAUUGUGGGGCAAGAUGACGUAUUUUCUGAGCUACAGAAGAAGUUAACAGAUGAAGGGCAAGGGCUAACUUGCCUGGGAGUGGUCGCCAUGGGCGGAGCUGGCAAAACUCUGCUUUUGAAAACUGUGUUCAAUAGUAAAGAGGUGCAGGAUAGUUUUAAGCAGGAUCUAGUUCUAUGGCUCACGGUGUCACACAACCCUUCGCUUUCUGCUCUCGCCAGUAAUCUUGGAAGGCAAAUUGCUUUGCAAAUCAAUCAGCCGUUUGAUGAAAGAGGCGGCCAAGACGAUUAUGUGAAGCCAUGGAUCUAUGAAAAGAUGAAAAGCAGGAGGUUUUUACUGUUCCUGGACGAUGUUUGGGAAAACAGCAGGGACGGUUUGCUGGAGGCUUUGGGCGUGCCGGUUCUAACGGUCGGCAACUGCAAAAUGGUAGUGAGCGCCAGGGACAGAAAGGUUUUGGUAAAGUUAGGAGUAAAGCUUGAUGAUACAAUCACCUUGAGUGGUCUUUCCGAGGAACAAAGCUGGGAACUGUUUUCAUCUCAUGCCUUUGCAUACAACAAUAACCGGGUUCCUUCGGUGACGGUGGAAGAAACGGCAACGCGCUUUUGCGAGGAAUGUGAUGGGCUUCCGCUUGCCAUUAAAGUAAUAGCGGCCACAAUGGCAGGCGUCACAGAUCCGGUAGAAUGGGAUUUGACGCUCCAGAGGCUGCAAAAUGCAGACAAGCUUAAUCCGGAUGUGGAGAAAAAGCUUUACAACCGCUUGAGGCUCAGCUACGAUGCUCUGGCCAGGGCUAGUUACAACCAAUCGCCCAGGUUACGAUCCCUUGGAAAUUGGAAGGGCUCAAGUAAAUGUGCUCUUAGAUCGCUGUCUAAUUGAGGGCAGCGUAAUGGAUGCGGACGGGCAGGUUAUGGUCUGUUCCAUGC